UAGAAAUAAAUUUAUUCAACAGACAGUUUUGGGUUGGGAUUCCCCACUGUUUGCUAGGGAGAGGCUGGAUCACAUGAAACCUGUUUGCAGCACCUAGGCCUAGUAGAUUACAGUAUUAACAUUCAACAAAAUGGAAAAUUCACCAGAAUUAUUAUCCUCAUCGGACGUUCCAAAUGGUGUUGUACAGCCGUUGUUGACAGAUCUAUACCAAAUAACAAUGGCGUAUGCUUAUUGGAAGGGCGAGAAACGCAACGCAGUCGCUGUCUUUGAUCUGUACUUUCGAAGAAGUCCCUUCGCCGGGGAAUUCACCAUUUUCGCUGGCCUGGGAGAUUGUUUAAAGUACCUACAGAAAUUCAAGUUCUCUGAAUCAGAUAUCACAUAUUUGAAAUCAGUGUUGCCUUCGACGACAGAACCAGAGUUUUUUGAGUAUCUUCAAAACCUAGACGCUUCGAAAAUCACACUCUAUGCAAUUCCUGAAGGAACUGUUGUAUUCCCGAGAAUCCCUUUGUUGCGUGUAGAAGGACCCCUGCCUGUGGCCCAGCUUCUUGAGACCACACUCUUAACCCUGAUUAACUACGCAAGUCUUGUGGCAACUAACGCAGCUCGAUUUAAGUUGGCAGCGGGUGAGGAGAAAUCCCUUCUGGAAUUUGGUCUGCGAAGAGCACAGGGACCAGAUGGCGGCUUGACAGCAUCUAAAUAUUGCUACUUGGGAGGUUUUGACGGUACAAGUAAUGUGCUAGCAGGGAAGCUUUAUGGUAUACCAGUCCGUGGAACUCAUGCUCAUGCCUUUGUCUCAUCAUUUACCAGCUUUGAUGAACUGUCAGAAAUUGAUCUCAAACCAACCAAUGAAAAUGGAGAAAAGAAAGAUUUUAUUGCUUUAUGCAAGAAAUGGUUAUCACAGGUGGCCAGACAUCUGGAGAUAGUUGAAGAGCAGACCAACUCUAGUGAGCUAGCAGCUUUCAUCUCCUAUGCAUCUGCAUUUCCAACCGGUUUCCUAGCAUUAGUUGAUACCUAUGAUGUCUUCAAGAGUGGUAUUCCUAAUUUCUGUACAGUUGCUCUAGCUCUGAAUGAGCUAGGCUACCGUUCCAUUGGUAUCCGUCUGGAUAGUGGCGACCUUGCCUACCAGUCGAAACGCAUUCGCUCUAUAUUCAAAAGCAUAGGAAAAAUGUUCAAAGUUCCUUGGUUUGAAGAUGUAACUAUUGUUGCCAGUAACGACAUCAAUGAAGAUACUCUGCAUUCCCUCAACGAACAAGUACAUGAGAUUGACUCCUUUGGUAUAGGUACUCAUCUGGUAACCUGUCAAAGGCAGCCUGCUCUAGGAUGUGUCUAUAAGCUUGUUGAGGUUGAUGGGAAACCUAGAAUUAAGCUGAGUCAUGAAGUGGAGAAGGUGACAAUACCAGGAAGGAAGCAGGUCUUUCGACUGUAUAGCCAUGAUGGUAAAGCUCUAAUAGACUUACUACAACGUGUUUCAGAGCCUGCCCCAGAGGAAAACAAACGAGUGUUAUGUAGGCAUCCAUUUAGCGAAUCUAAGCGAGCAUAUGUGAAUCCAUCAAGAGUUGAAAAACUGCAUGUAGUCUUUUGGAAAGAUGGCAAGAUUGCUAAACCCUUGCGAUCACUACAAGAAGUGCGUGCAGAUACUAUUGCAUCUAUCAAGUCUUUACGGGAUGACCACAAGAGGGCGCUAAAUCCAACACCUUAUAAAGUAUCGGUGACUGACGACCUGUAUCGUUUUCUUCAUAAACUUUGGUUGGACAACGCCCCCAUCGGAGAACUUUCUUAGACAUACUGUUCCCGUCUCAGUUUUAGAGCAGGAGAUCGCUGCUUCUGAAUGUCAGAAUGAUUUUUGCUGAUUAAUAGUCUGUCAAAAAGGGUUGGUGGGUGGGAGGUUGGAGAUGUGGUAUAUACACUGUUUGCGAUUGAACAAUGCAAGUGAGUGCCUUUUACAUUUAACACCAAAUAUUAAUUUAUGGAAUGGUAGAUAUAUAAAACAACAACCUCCUUUAUUUUCUUUAUAUAGAUAAUUUAUAACAUUUUCGUUAGAUAAAUAAAUGUAUAAUGAUUCAAAUGUCCAUUUUCUGUAUGUUCAUAGAUAUUGCUAAAAUACAGAGCUUUCACAUGAAUUCCGUCUAAUAACAUUCAUUUAAAAUUAUGAGUGCAAUAUGAAUGUUGAAAAUCAAUCCUCCAUUUGGUAAAAUACGUGCAAUGUGCCAAUGGGUAUGAUAUGACAUCAUUAUGCCCAUAUAAUAUGGUUAAUUCACUAAAAAGAUUUUCCCAUAUAUGGGCAAGUAACAAAAAAGUCUUGUUACAUAAAAUGAGGGAUGUCGUGGCGAAAUGUUUAAGUUGUUGCACAGCACAAUAUUAAGUAAAUAAGCUGUAAAAUAUGGGAGCUCAAAAAAUUGCCUAAAAAUCCAAAUUUGUUUUUCAUUAUAAGAUCAACAAUUUAAUGUUAAUCAUUUCCCAAAGUAUUAGUUCUGGAAAUGUCAUACAGACGCAGGACUUUUAAAAAACCCCCCUCCUAACAAUAAUGGACUGCUAUUUGGAAAUUUUUGCAAAGCUCCCAGAAAAUGACAGGCAUUUGUAGAGGUACGUGACUAUGUGUGGGUUGUGGGAAAUGCAUGUAUUCCUAGCCCCGCCAUGACCACGUCUAAAUUGAUUGGUCAGUUGUUAAGCUUGAUUAAUACAUGGCAGUUUUGUUCCAGCAAUUGCUAUUUUCCCUAGCAGAAACAAAUAGAUAUAUAAUGAUCACCAGAUCGAACAUGGAAUGCAUGAUCAUUGUUUUAGGAUUCAUUGUUGUAUUUGAAGAAUGGCAACUUGUACACUUAAAUAGCCCCUAAUCUGGAUCUGUAACAAAUAGGGGCAUGUACACCUGUGUUUCCAGUGAGUUUAGCCACUUAAAGUCCUUGUUCUGUUUCUGUAACACAAUGUGGGCUGUAUAUAAUAUGGCUUAAAUGUUUUAUAAUCCCAAUAAAACAUUGUUAUUGUAUUGGUAUGAAUAUGUAAUGUAGAUUUAUAAUACUGUAUAUGAAUUGAGGGAAAAUAUUGACACCUCAAAGGAGACAUCAUAGCAUGUUAGACCUUUUUACCAUCGGUAUUUGGUGAUUUGUUUAUUCAGUGUCUCAAGCUAGGAUGUAUUAGGUGUAAAAAAAUACAGUAGUUUAUAAACUUGUAUACUGUUUUAAACCAGAAUAUCCAAAUGAUCGUAUAAGAAUACAGAGGAAAAUAUAAAUAUAAGGAUGUUUUAGAAUGUUAUCAAUACAAUAAACUGGAUAGAUAUAUUAUGAUGAAUGUUUUUUAUGCAACAAUAAUGAUAUUACUUUAAUAAUGUAAUACAGUAAUUACUUUUUCAUAUAUGCAAUAAAUAUAUAAUACCAGAUAACAUUUUUGUGCCAGAUUUCUUUUCAUGUAUAUGCUUUCCUAAUUGUUGAAUUACAAUAGCAAUUGUCCAGAUUGUUCACACACUCUUGCAAACAUCUCCUGGAAACUAACCUCUGUAAAUUUAGAACAUGUUUUUACUACUAUAUACCACUGUAUUAUUGUAUGAAGUUCGUGGGCAUUAUAGUAUGCACCAAAAUAUAAGGUGUUUUCUUAAACCUGAUUAAUUUUAAUCAAUUUUUAAAAUUUGAAGGGUCAAUUUGGAUAAAAACAAUUUGUAGAAAUAUAAUACUGUAAUAGGCCUAAUACAACAGAACAGAAAAAUAU
Molecule: messenger RNA, 3699 nt
Organism: Anneissia japonica
Lineage: Eukaryota; Metazoa; Echinodermata; Crinoidea; Comatulida; Comatulidae
Product: nicotinate phosphoribosyltransferase-like
Exons: 13
Coding region: 131-1780 (549 amino acids)
Biological process (GO): NAD+ biosynthetic process
Molecular function (GO): nicotinate phosphoribosyltransferase activity
Source: RefSeq, a predicted model, not a curated record